GCGUAUGACGUCACGCUGUGAUGCUGAUGUUGCUGCGGCAGAGGAGUGCAGAGGAGCCGCCAACAGAAGCCCCUCGACACGGAAGACAGGACCGGCCUUUCUCCGCCGUGUUGCCGGCAAAAGGAGGAUGCCCUCGCUAUCGGAGCAGCUGCGUGAGGCGCGCAGCCAGGCGGAGGUGUGCCUGUACUCGGGCAGCAGGGUGCUGGAGGUGCGUGCAGGUGUGAUGGCCAUGGCUCUGCUGCCCUUACCACCCUGCUCCAAAUACCUGCACAUCGCUGCAGAGAGCAUGGUGGUCCACAACAGCUUUGGCAGCAACAGGAAGGAGACGCUGGCCUCUCUGCAGCGCUUGUCCACGGCCUUGAACAUCCUGGAGAAGUACGGCUGCAACCUGACCAACCCCAACAGACCCAAGUACUGGAGGACCGUCAAGCACAACAACCCAGUCUUCAGAGCCACCGUGGACGCCAUCCAGGGGGGGCGGGCCGUGCUGGGUCUCUAUGGUUACUCCAAUCAGCAGCCGGACGGCCUCAGCUUCCCCGAUGACAUCACCGACCCCGACGUGGGCCGAGUGGCCGCCGUGGCCGUGGAGGUGAUGAGUCUCAGGAUGGAGCUGGAAAUGCUCAUCAAGGAGACUCACCAGCAUCCAGAAUUCUACGAGAGGGUCAUCCCGACGCUGAGACACAAGGAAGUGGGUCUGAACACGGACGCUGUGGUGGGCACCUCAUCUCUCCAACCUCAGAGCAAGUCACUGGUCUUCCCUCUGCAGCGUGUUAGCUCCUUCAGUCUCACACCCACCUCUCCCUCCCACACACACCCAGAGAACUGCACCAUGUGUGGAAUAUUCCGUGUGAGCGUGCAUUGUCUGAGCUGCCUGCAGGGUCUGUGUGGAGAGUGUGACCGCCUCUACCACGACCACCCUCACAGAGACAAACACCACCGCACCACCCUCACCUCCUCUUCAUCAUCAUCAUCACCACCACCGCGUGGCCCCAGUGGACACACUCAAAGUUCUCCCACCUGGCAUUGCCUUCAGUGCACAAAGGUCAACUGGUCCCAGGAUGUGCUCUGUGAGGACUGCGAGGCUCCUCGCUACCAAGCCCUGAGCUGUGCAGCGGAACACUCCCAGCCUGCUACCGUCGCAGAGUGGCAGUGUAGGAGCUGCACAGUCAUCAAUGCAGGUGUCAGUGUGUUGUGUGAGGUGUGUGACCGACCACGUCUAGCGACCAGACCUCCACUGACUCCAUCACACCCUCCUGUCACACCACCCAGACCACCUGCACCUGUGCUGGGCAUGCCUGGAGAUCCUGACAGCCAGUGGGUGUGUCAGUUCUGCACCUACCUCAACUACUCCCCCGCCACCGUGUGUGAGAUGUGUGACCUGGCGCGCCCGGAGCCCGCCCCUCUGCCGGCCAAGCUCCGCCCUCCCUCCCCGGUCAGGCGGGUGCCCGCCCUGCCGGUCAAGCGCAAAGUGAGCGCCCAGGAAGACCUGGACUCGUGUAGGCAGCGGCGGCUGAAGGAGGAGGGGCUAAAACUCAUCCAGCUGAUACGUGAGGGGGAGAAGGUGGGCAUGAGUCCUGAGGAGGUCUACACCUGCACCAGGGUGGCAGGAGAUAGUCCCCUAGUGGCCUGCAGGUGGAUCAAGUCUGAACUACCUCUGCACUUGGACAAGAUCAUCAUGUUGGCAGCAACCUUGUCAAGCAGGCUGCAUGGAGCUUCCACUGAUGUUGCUGCCAAAGUGGGUGAGGGGAAGCCCACAGGUGUGCUCCACCUGUCCAGAGCAGAGGCCAAGCAAGGCUGGCUGACAGCAGGGGGCGCCACUGAGAGAGCAGCCAGACAGGCACUGAGGGACAGACUGGCCAAGGUAAAGGCGCUGGUGUCCCUGGGCUUCAGUGAGGAGUCACAGUGUCACGAGGUCUUGAGACUCAGUGGUGGUCAGCUGAGAGCAGCUCUCACUCUUCUGCAGCGCCCUCUGCUGGACACUUUUCAUCAACGCAUCUGGAGCCAGCAGCCUCAACCUCCACUGGACAUACACCAUCCUGACAAGCAGCGCACGUGUCGCAGGCUGCUAGCCGUGUAUGACCUCCCCAGCUGGGGCCGCUGUGAGCUGGCACUGUCCCUCCUCCUGGAGCACAACGCCCCCUACGCCCUGGAUGAUGUGGUGCAGGCGGUCAGAGAGUCACAUGACCGGGACUUCAUCAAGAGAGUUCUGGCCAAGGAAUGUCCCAUCUGCCUCUCCGUCUUCCCCCACAGCAAAAUGCAGUCCCUGACGUCCUGCCAGUGCUCCGUCUGUUGCGGAUGUUUCCAGCAACACUUCACCAUCGCUGUGAGGGACAAACACAUCCGAGACAUGGUGUGUCCCGUCUGCUGGGAGCCCGACAUCAACGACCCCGAACACCUCAACAGCUACUUCUCCACCUUGGACAUCCAGCUGAGAGAAUGUUUGGAGCCAGAAGUCUACGAGCUUUUCCACAAGAAGCUGACAGAACAAGCUCUCAUCAAAGACCCCAAGUUCCUGUGGUGCUGUCACUGUUCCUACGGCUUCAUCUACGAUGGAGACCAGCUGAAAGUCACCUGCUUCCAGUGUCGCAACACUUUCUGUGCCCACUGCAAGAAGCCCUGGGAGUCCCAGCAUGCAGGACUGUCGUGUGAGCAGUACCAGUGGUGGAAGAGAGAGAACGACCCAGAGUACCAGAAGCAAGGUCUGGCGGGAUACUUGCGGGACAACGGCAUCACGUGUCCCAACUGCCGCUUCCAGUACGCCUUGUCCAAAGGAGGCUGCAUGCACUUCUGCUGCUCGCAGUGUCGCUACCAAUUCUGCAGUGGUUGCAACAACCCUUUCCACACAACGUGUGCAGUGGAGGAGUGCACAGUAUCAGGACUACAUGCUCAUCACCCCAGAGACUGUCUCUUCUACUUGAGGGACUGGGAACCUUCUAGACUGCAGGCGCUACUCCAGAAGAAUGGUGUUACCUUUAAUACUGACCCUCCUCCUGGAACACAAACAGGACUGUGCGGGGUGAUCGAGCAGAAGGACGAUGGAGGCCAGCAAGCGGACUCGGCCUGUGGAGCACACACCCAACCGGGACACGCCGGACUCUGCGAGAAGCAUUACAGAGAGUACCUGGUCAGCCUGAUCAACAGCAACUCCUUAGACCCGGCUCACCUGUACAGCUCCAACGAACUCCUGCUGGCCUGCCGCAGGUACAAGGUGGAGGACUCCCGCACCGAGGCUGAAGAUGGAGUACUUUACUACAGCCGGCUGAUGGAGAAGCUGAUGGCUGAAGUUCCACUCGGUGACAAAGUUCCACGCAAGAAAUAAUAAGUUGAUGAUGAAGAUGAAGAAGAAGAUAAUGAUGAUAAUGAUGAUGAAGAUAAUGAUGA
Nerophis lumbriciformis (worm pipefish) is the source of this 3381-nucleotide messenger RNA. The record is from RefSeq and is a predicted model, not a curated record. NCBI's taxonomy places the organism in Eukaryota, Metazoa, Chordata, Actinopteri, Syngnathiformes, Syngnathidae.